This is a messenger RNA of Uranotaenia lowii, 3608 nucleotides long. Its product is annotated as glycine dehydrogenase (decarboxylating), mitochondrial. Gene Ontology annotation, cellular component: glycine cleavage complex; mitochondrion. Lineage: Eukaryota; Metazoa; Arthropoda; Insecta; Diptera; Culicidae. Gene Ontology annotation, biological process: glycine decarboxylation via glycine cleavage system. The coding region runs from base 181 to 3186 and encodes 1001 amino acids. The transcript is spliced from 5 exons. Gene Ontology annotation, molecular function: glycine dehydrogenase (decarboxylating) activity; pyridoxal phosphate binding; glycine binding. The record is from RefSeq and is a predicted model, not a curated record.
UGACUACGCUUAGUCUUGUUACAGCCAGCUCAACGACUGUUGCUUAAACAAUAUACCAGUGACUAGCUUGUGGUGAACUUAAAAUUUUGAAGUUUAUUUCAGAUCCGGUAGUAUUCUGGGGCAAGGUGUUUUAUACCUGUUGUAACCCAGUCACAGGGUUGUUUCUUUUUUUUUUUUUAAAUGCAUUCUUUGUUGUUCCGAAAUGCCUCUCAACGGCAAAUCGUUCAAAUAACCCAGAAACCCCAUCUACUUAGUGCCGCCGCAUGGAAAGUCGGAUUACCGAAAAACUUUGCAACUGUUGAAGAUGUUUUCCCAAAUAAGCCGGAUUUCGCCACCAGACACAUUGGUCCCCGUAAAACGGAUGUCGUUACUAUGCUGAACUCAAUCGGAUUCAAGUCAUUGGAUGAAUUGUCGGAAAAGGUGAUACCCGAAGCCAUCAAGUUCAAGCGAAUUCUGAACAUCGAAGACCCAUUGAACGAACAUGAACUCAUCGAUAGGAUUCGGGCAAUUGCGAUGAAGAACGAUGUCUGGCGUUCGUACAUUGGAAUGGGUUAUUACAACUGUUUAGUGCCUCAUCCCAUUCUAAGGAACAUAUUUGAAAAUCCGGGAUGGACAACACAGUACACUCCCUAUCAACCGGAGAUAAGCCAAGGUCGCCUGGAGUCUCUGCUGAACUUUCAAACGCUGGUAACGGAACUCACCGGGCUAGAAAUUGCAAACGCUUCGUUGCUGGACGAGGGUACAGCAGCAGCUGAAGCGCUUAGUCUUUGCUAUCGCUAUAACAAGCGAAAGAAGGUUUUUAUUUCGAAGAAACUGCAUCCCCAAACAGUUGCCUGUGUUCGUACACGUCUAGAAGCUUUGGGCGUGGAGGUUUUGGUAGGUUCCGUGCGGAAAAUUGAUUUUGCUGAACAUGAAAUCUCUGGAAUUCUACUGCAAUACCCCGACACAUUUGGAGAUGUACAAGACUUUGAACAGGUGUCGGCCGAUUGUAAGAAGAAUGGAACUUUAGUUGCUGUAGCAACUGAUCUUCUAGCGCUGACCAUUUUGCGACCACCGGCAGAAUUUGGUGCCGAUAUUGCUCUAGGUUCGGCACAGAGAUUGGGCGUACCUUUAGGUUACGGUGGACCACAUGCAGCAUUUUUUGCCUGCCGACAAAAGUUAACCCGUUUGAUUCCUGGUAGAAUGAUCGGUGUAACUAGGGAUAUGGAUGGACAAGAUGCCUACAGAUUGGCUCUCCAAACCAGGGAGCAGCACAUACGCAGAGAUAAAGCGACCAGCAAUAUUUGCACUGCUCAAGCUCUUUUAGCUAAUAUGGCUGCCAUGUAUGCAAUUUAUCAUGGACCCGAAGGUUUGAAGGCUAUAUCCAAUCGUAUCCAUAACUGCGCACUGACUCUGAACUCUGGUCUUAGAAAAGCGGGUCAUGAACAGUUAAACAAAGUAUUUUUCGAUACCUUACAUGUGAUCCCGCAUAACAUGAGUGUUACUGAAAUAAAAGCGCGCGCCGAGGCAAAAAAGAUCAAUCUACGCUAUUUCGAGGAUGGUUCUAUUGGCAUAUCUAUGGACGAGACAGUGAAAACAUCGGAUAUUGAGGAUCUACUGUGGGUUUUCAACUGUCCGGACAUUGAAACUACCAUAUCCGAUUUGUCUGUAAUGGAUACCUCUAUUCACAAGACCCAAUUCAAACGCACUUCUCCCUUUCUAACUCAUCCGAUAUUCAACAAACAUCACAGCGAAUCACUGAUGAUCCGAUACAUGAAACGCUUGGAAAACAAAGAUAUAUCGUUGGUACAUUCAAUGAUCCCACUCGGUUCUUGUACGAUGAAGCUGAAUUCAACGACGGAAAUGAUUCCGUGUUCAUUCCGACACUUUACUGAAAUACAUCCAUUCGCUCCGAGAGAGCAAGCCAAGGGCUACAAGCAGAUGUUCGACGAACUGGAAAAGGAUCUGUGUGAAAUAACGGGCUAUGAUAAAAUAUCUUUCCAACCCAAUAGUGGUGCUCAAGGAGAAUACGCUGGGCUGCGAGCCAUUCGUAGUUAUCACGAAUCACGCGGGGAUAUCAAAAGAAACAUUUGUUUGAUCCCGAUCAGUGCUCAUGGCACUAAUCCGGCAUCGGCUCAAAUGGCUGGCAUGAGAGUGGAAGCGAUCAGAGUGAACAACAGUAACGGCAUCAUUGAUGUGGCCCAUUUAAAAGAGAAACUCGAGCAGCACGCCGAAAACCUAUCAUGUCUCAUGCUUACUUACCCUUCCACAAACGGCAUAUUUGAAGAUAACGUCGUCGAUGUUUGCGACGCGGUGCAUAAAUACGGUGGCCAGGUGUAUCUGGAUGGGGCCAACAUGAACGCACAGGUCGGUCUUUGCCGUCCGGGAGAUUUUGGAAGUGAUGUCUCGCACUUGAAUUUGCAUAAAACAUUUUGCAUACCGCACGGAGGUGGAGGUCCCGGAAUGGGUCCCAUUGGAGUCAAAUCACACUUGGCUGAAUUUUUACCAACUCAUCCUGUUAUUGAUCCAUACGAAGGAAGUCCAAAUAACAGCUUUGGAGUUGUGAGUGCAGGACCAUUCGGCAGCUCCUCAAUUCUACCUAUUUCGUGGGCAUAUAUAAAACUCAUGGGAGGUCGAGGAUUACGUAGAGCUACACAGGUAGCCAUUUUAAAUGCAAACUACAUGUCCAAGCGCCUGGAAAAUCAUUACAAGACACUAUACACUGAUCCAAUUACGAACUUGGUUGCUCACGAGUUCAUCAUUGACGUAAGAGACUUCAAGAAAACUGCCAACAUCGAGGCAGUUGACAUUGCCAAACGUCUGAUGGAUUACGGCUUCCAUGCACCCACCAUGUCCUGGCCUGUUUCCGGAACAUUAAUGGUGGAACCUACUGAAUCGGAAGACAAGGAAGAGUUGGAUCGCUUUUGUGACGCCAUGAUUUCGAUUCGACAGGAAAUCCAGAACAUUCAGGACGGCCAGCUAGACAUCCGGGUGAAUCCUCUCAAAAUGGCUCCCCACACACAGAAGCAAACCAUUUCCUCGGAGUGGAACCGCCCCUAUCCGAGAGAACUUGGAGCUUUCCCUGCGACAUUUGUGAAGCCUGAAUCUAAAAUUUGGCCCACAGUUGGACGAAUUGAUGAUCUGUACGGUGACAAGCAUUUGGUAUGCACUUGCCCUCCGAUGGUUCCCGACUAUGAAACUAACUAAUCUUGAUGUUUUCUGUAAAGUUCAACUUAAAUAUCAAUAUAUAAACGAACAAAGUUUAAAAAGUUGCAUUCUUCAUUCGGCGUUUAUUUCCAGGGCGAUAUUUGUUAAAACAAGAAGGUAAUUUCUUUUGACCCCCAUCAAUAUGAUGCUAUUGGAAGAUUGGCGAUUCAUCAUUUUUUUGUCAGUCGCAUCAUUAUGCAUUACGCUCUAAUGGAACGACCAAAAAGUGCUGAAAUAAAAAACGUUCAGGGUAUUUUAAUUCUAAUGAUGAUUUCAAAUAUUCAUUUAUUUUUUUUUUCAUCUUUAAGUUAAUAUUUUACAUUAUUAAAAAAAUUGGCUAGUUUUGCUACCGCAAAAAUGCUCGGGCCUUCCCUUUCACAUGAUGCAUUGAGUUUUGUACAGUCUGUCAACCUUCUCAAGUA